Molecule: messenger RNA, 2721 nt
Organism: Danio rerio (zebrafish)
Lineage: Eukaryota; Metazoa; Chordata; Actinopteri; Cypriniformes; Danionidae
Gene: man2a1
Product: mannosidase, alpha, class 2A, member 1
Biological process (GO): carbohydrate metabolic process; mannose metabolic process
Cellular component (GO): Golgi membrane
Molecular function (GO): carbohydrate binding; alpha-mannosidase activity; mannosidase activity
Source: RefSeq, marked validated
GGCUGGCUGAAGACAUUCGAUGACUACUACCGAGACCAGACACAACACAUCCUCAACAACAUGGUGGUCAAACUGCACGAAGACAGUCGGCGAAAAAUGAUCUGGUCCGAAAUCUCAUAUUUUGCUAAAUGGUGGGACAGCAUAGAUGGACAGAAACAAGAUGCUGUCAGGAGGCUGGUAGAGAACGGUCAGCUGGAGGUGGCUACAGGAGGCUGGGUGAUGCCAGACGAAGCCAACGCGCACUACUUUGCAAUGAUAGAUCAGUUAGUUGAAGGCCACCAAUGGUUGGAGAGAAAUUUGGGUGUGAAACCCAAAACUGGCUGGGCUGUGGAUCCGUUUGGUCACACUGCGACUCAGGCUUACCUGCUGAAACUGGCCGGUCUGUCCAACAUGCUGAUCCAGAGAGUGCACUACUCAGUGAAGAAACACUUCUCCUCUCAGAAGACCCUGGAGUUCUUUUGGAGACAGAACUGGGGUAAGCUCUGCCGCAAACUCUUUCACAGGGCAGCUGAAGUCCUCUACUCUCUGACCUUGGCCAACAUUCAGAAGUACGGGCAGCCCAGUGAUUACCCUGCCGGGGAGAAUUACAAACUACUGACUGAAGCCAGACGCAAUCUAGGCCUCUUCCAGCAUCAUGAUGCCAUCGCGGGUACAGGCAAAGAUUGGGUGGUUGUGGACUAUGGAACCAGGUUGUUCCAUUCUAUUCUGAAUGUGAAGCGAGUGAUUGUGAGCUCAGCACAUUGGUUGGUGCUCAAGGACAAACAAACAUACCACAACGAUCCUUCAAAAGCCUUUCUUCAGAUGGAUGAUGUUCAGCAAUCCCAAGAUGCCCUACCUCGCAAAAAUGUUCUUGAGGUUCAUGGAAAACCAAGGUUGUUGGUGGUUUCCAAUCCAUUAGAACAGGCCAGAACAUCCAUGGUUACAGUAUAUGUGAAUACUCCUAAUGUGCGUGUGCUUAGUGCACUCGGUCAGGUGGUCCGCGCUCAAGUCAGUGCAGUGUGGAAGGAUGCCAGCCAUGCUACUGCAGAUGUUUUUCAGUUGUCAUUUGUGGCUCAUGCUGCUCCUCUGGGUCUGAGCGUGUACCAGCUGAUUGAGGUAAUGGAGCCCAGGACAGAUGCUUCGAAGUACAUGUUUCUCCAGGAAGGCAGACAGCUCUCAGACAGUAAACUGGAGCAUUUUCGUCAGUUCUAUCAAGACGAUGGAGCUCCUGUGGUCAUUGAAAAUCCUCACCUCAGACUAUCCAUCUCUGGAGCUACAGGCCUUUUAGAGAAAAUGAUGUUGAAGGAAGAUGAAUCUGAGCACCAAAUGAAGGUGGAGUUUGUUUGGUAUGGAACCACCAGCAGUAAAGACAAGAGUGGCGCCUACCUAUUCCUGCCCGACAAAGAAGCAACAAUUUACUCUCCCUCUCAACCGCCGGUGAUUCGAGUCACUAAAGGGACGCUGUUUUCUGAAGUCACUACAACCUUCGCACACAUCACACAUACACUUCGGCUCUACAACACCCAGGGUGUGGAGGGUCAGUCUGUGGAGAUCUGUAACACUGUAGAUAUAAGAGGUGAAACCAACCGUGAAAUUGCAAUGAGGAUAACUUCAGAUCUAAACAGCAAGGAUCGAUUUUUUACUGACCUCAAUGGCUACCAGGUGCAGCCGAGGAAAACCAUGGCUAAACUCCCCCUGCAGGCAAACUUCUACCCCAUGACCAGCAUGCUUUACCUGCAGGACUCCAGCGCCAGACUCUCGCUGCUCACUGCACAGUCGCUUGGAGCGGCCAGCCUUAAAAGCGGUCAGCUGGAGGUGAUAAUGGACCGCAGGCUCAAUCAGGAUGACAAUCGAGGGUUGGGACAGGGAGUGCUGGACAACAAGAUCACAGCCAACUCCUUCCGCCUGCUGCUGGAGAAGAGGAUCUCUGUGGAGGAGAAUGAAGCGACGGCACCAUACAGCUAUCCAUCUAUCCUGAGCCACAUGUCGUACAUGUACCUGAACCAUCCUCUCAUCUCAAUGGCAGUUAGUCAACACUUGGAAGCUCCAUCUGUGGUCCCCUACAGCCCUCUGAAAGCCUCCUUCCCCUGCGACAUGCAUCUGGUCAACCUGCGCGCUAUCCAGUCUAAGGAGGAAGGGGGAGCUGCGUCCGAGCAGGCGGCUUUGAUACUGCACAGAAAAGGCUUUGACUGUGGCUUCUCCAAUCGCAACACUGGCCUACUGUGUACCAGCACACGUGGCAAGAUUGAUUUGGAGAAGCUCCUGACGGAUCUAAAGGUGAAAAGCAUCACUCCUGUGUCUCUGUCUCUGAUGCACACGCUCAGUAGUGAAAGCAGGCCGCAGGAGAUCAGCCUUAAAGCCAUGGAAAUCAGGACUUACCGCCUGGAGCUGAGCUGAGUUCAUGCAAAAGAGCCACAAGGUUGUUGUCUUCAGCCAAGGACUCGGUAAAAUGAUUGUCAGCAGAAACCUUAAGCUUCACAGCAAAAGUGCAAUAUGAAAUCUCCAAGAAUUCCCAACCAGCUCUCUCAGGUUCUUUUAACGCAACGUGAUGCUUUUUAUUUGUGAUUCACUGUGCUGAGAGUUGACAUUUUGCACUGUGAAGAGAACAAGUUUGUUUGUUUUUCUGGGCUGGAAUUGUUGAACACAUUGGGGCCGGUGCUAGAAUCAUUCUCGUUUCUCUGUUACUCGGUGAAAAGAAAAAGCAACAGAGGAUUUUAUUUGUUUUUUAUCCUCAAAAUUCUC